AUGCCAUCGCCACGGCAUCGCGUACCGCGCACCGGCAUCGCGUGUCGGCAUCGGGCUCGGGUGGCACAACAGAAAUAUCAAUUAUGGAAAACGUCUCCUCGGCCAGCCUGGACAUCGGCCCGGGCCCGGCUGCGGGGUGCGGGGCCGCGGCGGCGGCGGUGGCGGCGCUGCAGCCAGCGUGAGCGCGCGCCACAAGCAAGAUAGUGUAUUUCCAGGAAAGAGCGGUGUGUGAAGCAGUUGGACCCGCGAGGGAGAGGGGACGCCAGCUUUGGGCCAGACGUGCAGCGAGGGUGAGGUGACAAGUGCCUGAACCAGUACAAGAUGAACCUGUUUUGUCGCGAAACGGCGGCGCACCUCGAGCUGCACCCGCACCCCGCCGCCACGCCAGCGCCGGGCAAGCCGCUCAUCACGCCAGACCUCUGGAUGAAGGACUGCGCCGACCACGGCGCCGACGAGGAGGACGGCUCCGGCGCGGAUGAGACGCGGGACAGCAACGACGAGGACGAGGACUGUGAACUUGUGGAUGGCUCCGGCGGGUGCUCUCCGGCCCGGCCGACUGCUAGCCCGACCAGGGCGUCAUCCUGCACCUCCCCGUCGAGCAGCGGCCCAGGCGACGCACCACCCGCGCACUCCGCCAGUAGAACCAGCAGGGUGAGAAGCAACCGAAGCCGGCGGCUCUUGUCCUCUGCCUCGGGACCCAGCAGUUCCUGUGUGGCGACGGACCUCAGCGUGGCGGCCACCAACCUCAGCGUGGCGGCCACCAGACCGGCGGCCGCGUCGGUCGUGGGGAGCACCUCGCCGUCGAGCCGCCUCGCUGCGCACGACACCCCGGCGGGCUUGGGGGCCUCUUUUGGGGCCGCCGCCACAGCCACCCCCGCAGCGCUGGCACCCCCGCCCGGCCUGGUGCCCGGCCUGGUGCCCAACUGGAGGCCGCUCCGCCUCCCCUUCGUCAAGGGCAUGUUCCCGCCAGGCGCUGCCGCCCGCGGCCCGCCGGGCCCCGCCGCCAGCCCUCCCGGGCCGCCGCAUCCAGCGUUCAUGUCUGCCGCCCUCCUCGGCCCCGCCGCCGCCUCCGGCCUGUCCGGUCUCCGGUUAUCUCCUUCCAUGUUCAUGAGGCCGCCCAGGCCUCCCUUCCACGAGGGGCAGCACGCUCCCCUGGCUGCGCCGACCCUUGGCGCCGCCCUGCCGCCCUGCUCCGGACAGCUUCCCGGCGCACCCGCCCCCGGGCCGGCGCUGCCCCAGCAGCCACAGCCACCGCAGCCACAUCCUUGGGGACAGCCAGCCUCGCUCCUGCCUCCCGUCACUGUCAUGGUGCCGUACCCCAUAGCAAUCCCUAUCCCUAUACCGAUCCCCAUACCCAUCCCCAUUCCAAUCCCCAUCCCAGCCCGAAAGACUGCCGCCGCCGCCACCACCGCCACCCCAGCUAGCGUGGUGAAGAACGAGCCCGCUGAAGCCGAGCCGGAAGCGGUGGAACAGGAAGAGGAACUGGCGAGAGAGAAGGCCGAAGUCGCGGUGGUUGGGUCCUGCAACGGGAGCACCGAAAGUGUCGUGGAGGACGAUCACGACGAUGGCGAGGGCACUGUCGUCAACCCUCAAACGACUCUUGUGCAGAAGGGCAACAGCAGCAGCCCUGCCCGGAAACGGAAAAGGACAUCAGUCCCGGAUGUUGAUACGGAACCGGUCAAUAAGGCUGGCAAGUCUGUGCCGGUGUGAUGACCCUACUGCACUGAUAUGGGAUGCGUAAACGUGAUAGCACACUCUCAAGCUCCAGUCAGUCUCGAGGUGUGCCUUUUCAAAUGGUUACUAAUGUUGUUUCUUUUUUAUUAUUUUCACAUUACAAUGGUGCUCAUUUAAAUGUGUAAAUCAACAUAUAAUAAUAAAUGUUUCAUUUUUUCUA
Molecule: messenger RNA, 1894 nt
Organism: Frankliniella occidentalis (western flower thrips)
Lineage: Eukaryota; Metazoa; Arthropoda; Insecta; Thysanoptera; Thripidae
Exons: 3
Coding region: 322-1710 (462 amino acids)
Biological process (GO): animal organ development
Cellular component (GO): nucleus
Source: RefSeq, a predicted model, not a curated record